ACUCCUAGUGGAAGUGGCCUUGAACCCCUGGAAAUUAGGCGGCUAAAACCCUACUACUCCUACUACCCACGGGAAUCGGCAUCAGUCCACUCUUCUCUUCGCUUGCUUUCUCUCCGCUCUCCUGCCAAAAUGGCUCCGCCGGCGUGGAUCAUCCUGGGCGCCGUCCCGCGCGUGUCGGAGCUGGACGACGCGGACCUCUCCCUCGCACUCGCCGCGCCGCCGCGCAUCUCCGUGCUCACCGUGCCACCGCGCGUGUCCCCCAUCCAGGCCGACCCCACCAGCCGCGCCUGCCCCUGGGUACUCACCGCGGACCCUGCGUCCGGCCUCCUCCUCCUCAGCGCCCCGCCGCCCCCUCCCACCCCCACUCCACCUCGCCCGGCAACAUUCUGCAACGGCGUGCGCCUCGCCGAGGUCGGCUACAUCAAGCGCCAGCCGCCGACCUACUUCGUCUGCGACGUCACCUCCGCCACCGCCUUCCGCCUCCCUCAACCCGGCCGCGACCCGAGCGGGCUACCUGAGGAGAUCAACGCGCUGAACCUCGGCGUCGUCGCUGCACCCGGAGCCGGAGGCGGCGCGGGGCGCUACAUGGUCGUCGAGUUCCGCUACAUGUUCGCAGACCAGCACGCCACGCUCCUCUGCUUCUCGUCCGACACCGGCGAGUGGGAGUGGAAGCCGGUGCACAACCCGCUGGGACGCUGGAUUUGGGGCAGAGACGGCGUCGUCGCCCACGACGGCAAGCUCUGGUGGGUGGAUCUCGCCGGGGGCCUCAUCUUCUGCGACCCUUUCGCGGACGCGCCGGUGCUGGACAUCGUCCCGCUCCCGGAAAGCGACUGCCAUGUGUCUGAUGCCUCGUGCGCCCACUGCGCCGGGAGAUCGAUGGCCUACCGCCGAUUCGUGCAGGUGAGCGCUGGCAAGUUCCGGUGGGUGGAGUGGAGCUCUCACCGUGACGACGAGGCUCCCAUGACGGUCACCAUGUGGACGCUGAAUGAUCCGGAGGCCAAGGAGUGGGUGCUGGAGUACAAGAAGGUGAGCUUUCAGGAGAUCUGGGCCGACGACAGCUACAAGGCUGCCGGCCUGACGGAGAAGAACCCCACGUUCGCACUCGUCCACCCCAUGAAUCCGGACGUGCUCUACUUCUUCCUGGAGGAGCAACUCUUCGGCGUGGACCUGCGCGCCAAGAGGGUUGUGGAGUGCAGCGUGUACGAGAUGGUGGUGCCACCGUCAGGGAAGCCCCCCAACUGUUUCUCCGUCCACGCAUUGGAGCUGCCGAUCGCGCUUUCGGCAGUUGUUGUUUAUGCAGGCUCGCUUCCAUCUGAUGUUGGCAGCGGUUCCAACAGAAAAGAGUCUACCCCAUUGGCAUCAUCUGUUUCCCAGGAGAAAGCGCUGAGUCUGCAGAUCGAGUUUGAGGAGGGUGAGGAGGGAUAUUGAGGCAGCAUAUACCUCAUCUGAUCAACAAGGCAAUGGAUCUCCAUGAAGAGAUAACUUAUAUCUUAUUAGUCUCUAGUCCCUCAAGAUGAUCUUGUCCUUUCGAUUGCGGCCUCUUUGGUUCUAUCUACGUACCUUGCUAAUUUCUUAGUUGUAACUUUCAACAGGAUGUGAUGUGAGCACUCUAAUUAUCCUGUUCUGUAAUGAAUCUAUGGUACGCUUUGGUA
Hordeum vulgare subsp. vulgare (domesticated barley) is the source of this 1652-nucleotide messenger RNA. RefSeq lists its product as uncharacterized. The record is from RefSeq and is a predicted model, not a curated record. Lineage: Eukaryota; Viridiplantae; Streptophyta; Magnoliopsida; Poales; Poaceae. Bases 130 to 1428 code for a protein of 432 amino acids. The transcript has 3 exons.